CACAGUGCAGCUGCUGUCGCGGUCCAUUUAGUGGGUCAUGGGGAAGGUAAAUAAAGAAAGAUUAAAAGAGCUAACUCGUAAAGUCUAGUAAGAAACCAUAUCGUAAAGACAGGCGUAGUUCUACGACGUUUGACCUCGAUUUUCCUGGACUAAUCUUUGUUAUGCCCAAAAUUGUGUAUCUUGGCUGCAUGCGCUUUACUAUUCAAGACGAGUGAUUUUCCAGGGAGGAAAGGUCUUAUCCUACUACCCCUUGUAAGGUGGUGUAACUGAGACAGCAGUGGGGCGCCAUGGCGAUGAGGGAGCUGGUGGAGGCGGAGUGUGGGGGAUCCAAUCCCCUCAUGAAGCUGACGGGUCACAUGACCCAGGAAGGAGGACCCUGGAGGCAUCGCGCUACCCCUAACAUUCCUCCUACGCCUAUCGAGAUAGCAACGGAAGAGGAGCUGGUGAAUGAGUUCCUGCAGGCUCCUCCAAGGCCACCUCACAGCUUCGACAUGGGCCAACUCCUGGAGGAGAUGCAGCAGAUCGACCAGCAGAGCUACAGACAGGCUCCACAGAGAGCACCGGGGGUAGCAGCGCUGGCACUGUCAGGUGACUGGGCCUCGGAGUUUGUGUCUGGAGCUGACGCUGCCUCUGCACCUGGGCAAGUGGGCCUGGUGGAAGCAGGCGACGCAGACUGGACUAAGGAGUUCAUCAGCGACGUGGCAGACCCUGGUCGCUGGGCUCAGGAGUAUUUGGAGCAGUCGGAAGAGAAGCUGUGGCUGGGAGACCUUGGCGGAAAGGAGCAAGAUAAAGAAUGGACGCAGGAAUACCAGCCUGGAGACGAGCUGAAACAAACAGCCAAUGAACUUCUUGCCAAAGUUGAUGACCCCAAGUUGCAGAAUACAGAGUUCCUGCGGUUCAUUAGGCAGAUUGGCGAGGGCAGUGUGACUGUGGAGGACAGUGCAGGCAAGCAGAGCACUGAUAAAGCACAGGCCCAGGAGGCCGAGCGCUGGGCAUCCAGCCUCAACCAGGUGUCGGCGGAGUCUGCUGAGUCGUGGGUAGACGAGUUUGCUGUGGCGGGACCAGAUUUCCAGCAGGCAAAAGCUGCAGUGGAGAGCGAUGUGGACUUCUGGGAGAAGCUGCAGCAGGAGUGGGAGGAGAUGGCCAAGAGGGAUGCGGAGAGCCACCCGUGGCUGUCGGACUUUGACCAGCUGCUCAGCACCUCCUACGACAAGGGGUACCAGUUUGAGGAGGAGAACCCCUACAUGUCCCAUGACGACCCCCUGGCCGAGGGGGUGAAGCGCAUGGAGGCGGGCGACAUUCCGGGGGCGGUGCUGCUCUUUGAGAGUGCAGUGCAACGGGAACCAGACAACCAGCUGGCUUGGCAAUAUCUGGGAACCUGUCAAGCAGAAAAUGAGCAGGAGUUUGCUGCUAUAAGUGCUCUCCGCAGAUGUAUAGACCUGAAGAAAGACAACCUGACCGCCCUGAUGGCUUUGGCCGUCAGCUUCACCAACGAAUCGCUGCACAGGCAGGCCUGUGAGACGCUGCGCGAUUGGCUGAGGCAUAACCCCAAGUACCGCCCCAUCCUGGAGCAGAGCGAGCGGGAGAAGGAGAGGGACGGGAGCAGGGAGAGGGACAAGGAGAGGGAGCGCUUUGGAUCCCUUCUGCCUGAGGGUCUGUUCACAGAGGUGCAGUCGUUAUUCCUGAGCGCAGCUGCCUCUGACCCCAACCACGUGGACCCUCAGUUGCAGUGUGGCCUGGGGGUCCUGUUUAACCUGAGCGGAGAGUAUGACAAGGCAGUGGACUGCUUUACCGCCGCUCUGUCGGUCACCCCACAGGAUUACUUGCUGUGGAACAAGCUGGGGGCCACGCUUGCCAACGGCAGCCGGUCGGAGGAGGCUGUCGCCGCCUACAGGAGAGCCCUAGAACUGCAGCCUGGUUUUGUGCGCAGCCGCUACAACCUGGGCAUCAGCUGCGUCAACCUCGGAGCUCACAGGGAAGCUGUGGAGCAUUUCUUGGAGGCUCUUUCCCUGCAGCGUCAAGCGGCCGUGGAGAGCACCGUUCCCGCGGGCAAGGCCGGUGCCGCCGCCACCAUGAUGUCCGACAACAUCUGGUCCACGCUGCGCAUGGCCCUCAGCAUGAUGGGAGAGAGCUCGCUGUACGCCGCUGCCGACCGCCGAGACCUCGACACGCUACUCGCACACUUCUGCCAGCGGGAGGGCGAACCCGGGCCGCAAUGAGGGCGAGAGGGGGAGGGAGGAGGUGGAGGAGGAGGUCAAGGGGGGCAGAUUGUGGUAAUUGAUUGUGAAUGUGGAGAGAAGUGUUCGGGGAAGGUGGAGAAGUGAGGAGGGCAAGUGUGGAGGAGGGAACUGAUUGGUUGAAGGACACACAAUGGCUUGCUGAGAAACUGUGAAGAGUCCAAUGAGCUCAAUGUAAGCACCGUUAAUGGACUGCCCUUUAGGUCCAAAAGUUAACAUGGUUGGGAGUGAAACACACAAAAGUGGUACAUUAAUGGACAAUGUCUGAAGCUGGUUGUUGUUACAUUACAUGCUCUUGUCCAACCACCAGGCCUAUCCGUCCCCUUACAUUACACAGCAUGAGAAAGGACAGUAGGGUUACACACGUCUCUACAGCACAGAUGAAACACAGCAGUCUAGGGACAAAAGAAAAUAAAUGGUGAGAGAUGAAAAAGAAGAAAUUAAGGGAUCAGGUACUAAAAUGAGUGUGAGCACACAAGUCAUAAGUAUGCUUUUCCCCGUGGUUGCUUUCUUCUGAAAUAGCUCAAGUUGUAAAAUAAUUUGCCUAAUUGUAAAUGCUCAUUGCCAUAUCAUGUAUUGUGCUAUACCUAUUGCUUUCAGAAAGUAAUUAGUUAUGUAAUCUGAGCAAUAACUGACUGUAAAACAAUGACAUUGCCCUAAGGAGAGUAUCAACAUUGAACGCGUUUUCAAGUGUGAAGUCAUUUCAACAUUAACUGUAAAAUUGUCAUAAAAUAUUUGAAAUACAAGUUAUUAUCUAAAACUG
Engraulis encrasicolus (European anchovy) is the source of this 3000-nucleotide messenger RNA. It is a transcript of the gene pex5, whose product is annotated as peroxisomal biogenesis factor 5. The coding region runs from base 288 to 2219 and encodes 643 amino acids. The transcript has 16 exons. The record is from RefSeq and is a predicted model, not a curated record. Gene Ontology annotation, biological process: protein import into peroxisome matrix, docking. Gene Ontology annotation, cellular component: peroxisomal membrane; cytosol. Gene Ontology annotation, molecular function: protein binding. Lineage: Eukaryota; Metazoa; Chordata; Actinopteri; Clupeiformes; Engraulidae.